Penicillium canariense is the source of this 1059-nucleotide messenger RNA. RefSeq names its product mitochondrial 37S ribosomal protein uS2m. Gene Ontology annotation, cellular component: mitochondrial small ribosomal subunit; ribosome. The transcript has 3 exons. NCBI's taxonomy places the organism in Eukaryota, Fungi, Ascomycota, Eurotiomycetes, Eurotiales, Aspergillaceae. The coding region runs from base 1 to 1059 and encodes 352 amino acids. Gene Ontology annotation, biological process: translation. The record is from RefSeq and is a predicted model, not a curated record. Gene Ontology annotation, molecular function: structural constituent of ribosome.
AUGAUUGUACGGAAACUAUGUGUGGGGCAGAGCCGCCAACUACUGGCCCUGAAUCGCCGGGCUCCGGCCUACACCCGUUUCCUCUCCACAGAGACACCAGUGGACACAGCAGCGCCAACACUCCCGAAGGAGUCGAUUGCUCCCGCGGAGAACCCUCUCCACGAAGUCGUGCAGGCGUCGAGGCAGAGUGCACAAGUCAACCCCCGGCAGCAAUGGGGUGAACUGGAGAAGCGGAGACACAAAUUCAACAAUCUCGGCACCUCGGUGCAAGAAUCCUACGACCCCGAAGACAUAAUCCGCAACCCUCCCAAGCCCUCCGAUGUCACCCUCGAGAUGCUCCUCGCCGCCGGCACACACCUGGGCCACUCGACGUCGCGGUGGAACCCGCAGAACUCGCGAUACAUCUUCGGCAUCCGCGAGGGCGUGCACAUCAUCUCUCUCGAUGUAACAGCCGCCUACCUUCGUCGCGCCGCAAAAGUGGUCGAAGAAGUCGCCGCCCGGGGCGGCAUCAUCCUGUUCGCCGGCACGCGCAAGGGCCAGAAGCGGGCCGUUGUGCGGGCUGCCGAGCUGGCGAAGGGCUACCACAUUUUCGAGCGGUGGAUCCCCGGCUCGCUGACGAACGGACAGCAGAUUCUCGGUCACUGCGCGACGAAGGUCGUCAACGCGAUGGACCAGGAGCUGCCCGAGUUCCAGGCCGACCUGGCUGAUCGAGGCUCGGUUAAGCCUGAUCUAGUUGUUGUGCUGAAUCCGCUGGAGAAUGUAGUGCUGCUGCAUGAGUGCGGGCUGAACAAUGUGCCCACCAUUGGCAUUGUUGAUACCGACGCUGACCCGACCCGGGUGACGUACCCCAUUCCCGCGAACGAUGACACCCUCCGCGGGACGUGUUUGAUUGCCGGUAUCCUUGGCCGUGCUGGCGAGGCGGGUCAGAAGAGACGGUUGGAGAUGGCCGCCCAGGGGAAGACGGCGUAUGAGCCUAUCACAGCGCGCCAGCUGCGUCUGGAUCCGCUUACCGGGCAGGCGCCGCCUGGCUCGGAGCUGGAGAAGGGGAAGCAGGGCUAA